Messenger RNA from Staurois parvus, 1212 nucleotides. The record is from the annotation of a GenBank genome assembly. NCBI's taxonomy places the organism in Eukaryota, Metazoa, Chordata, Amphibia, Anura, Ranidae.
AUGGCGGGCUCCUCUACAGAAAUGGAUCCUGAUCUGGCCCGGCAGCUGUUCUUUGAAGAAGCCACACUUGUGAUUUUGGGUGUUCCAGAAGGUUCGGAAUUCGGUAUAGACUUAAACAGCUGGGAAGUUGGUCCUCGUUUCCGAGGGGUGAAGAUGGUACCUCCAGGACUCCACUUUAUCCACUAUAGUGUGAAGAGGCUGAGGGGAGCUGCUGGGGAAACUGGGCCACGUUCUGGCAUUUUCUUCUUCCUGGAGCAGAGGGCCAUCCACCUCCUGCGAUUGGAUGCUCAAACAGAGGAGAUGGUUGCUACCUCCAAAGAGGAGGCUGAAAAUCUACGGGAAGAGCUUCCUUCCUUAGAUCCAUUCCUGGGGCCGUAUCCUUAUGAAAGCAUGCGUCUCUGGGUAUCCUUAACAAGCCACAUUACUAAAGAAGAUAUGCUAAGGUUGCAGCCUGCCUGUGGGACAAUAUACUCCUUCCCAGAGGUCCUUCCUACUGAGAAGAUGACCCACACAGAGGAUCGGGCUAAGCACAACUUGCCCAGAUACGACACGAUGUGUCAGAACUAUAAGGAGGGCAUGUCAAGACUUCCACAGAUGAAACAAAAAGAAGGAACGGAGAUCCGCUUUAGCACACUUCCGGAGAAAAUGUACCCAAAGAAUGCUACUCCCGCUGAAGUCACACAGCACAGCAUGGACCUGUCCUAUGCCCUAGGGCAGCUGAUAGAUGAAUUCUACCCAGAAAAGCCUUUUUAUAUACUAGCUGAACUGCAGUUUGCCUUUGUGUGUUUCCUCCUGGGAAAUGUAUAUGAAGGGUUUGAGCAGUGGAAGGGUUUGCUGGACCUUCUGUGUCGAGCAGAGACCUACUCCCUACAGCACCCAGAUCUGUACAGUGAGCUUAUCUCCGUCCUGUAUCACCAGUUGUCCCAGGUGCCCACAGACUUCUUCAUAGACAUUGUGUCUCAGAACAACUUCCUGACCAGCACUUUGCAGGUUCUGUUCUCAUUCUUGUGCUCUCAGUCUAAGAAUAAAGACCUGAAGAAGAGAGCCAUCCGAUUCCGAGCCCAUCUUACCAAGAAAUUUCAGUGGGACUUUGAAGAGGAGCCUCUGGACUGUGCUCCAGUUGUUGUCCAGCUCCCCGAGGAUUGGGAAAGUGAGAAAGGAGACCAAAACACAACCCUAGAAGGAAAGAAUGAGACCGCCCUCCCUUCAUAG